Messenger RNA from Erpetoichthys calabaricus (reedfish), 6565 nucleotides. RefSeq names its product basonuclin 2 (gene bnc2). Lineage: Eukaryota; Metazoa; Chordata; Cladistia; Polypteriformes; Polypteridae. Gene Ontology annotation, cellular component: nucleus. The record is from RefSeq and is a predicted model, not a curated record. Gene Ontology annotation, biological process: regulation of DNA-templated transcription. The transcript is spliced from 6 exons. The coding region runs from base 357 to 3839 and encodes 1160 amino acids.
UUUUGGUUUUGCAUGUCCUCCUCAACAUUUUGUAACUCUGGAAAAAAAAAAGCAGCACAGCGGCAACUUUAAGCCACCUCGCGACCACCACCACCACCCCCCUCCCUGGGUGUCAGAAAACGACCAGUGCCCCCCACACCCUCCCACACUUAAAAAUAAAAUUGAGGCAAAAAAGUGAAGCAACACGAGGGUGAACGCCGGCACAGGCGACACCUUGAGACGUUUUUUUUUUCUUCUUCUUCUCCUCCUUUAAUUUCUUCAGAGACUGAAAGUGAAAAAGUUCCCCACCUGAGGGCGAAGCUGACUCGGAGGAGGCGAAGCGAGCAGCCGCGGGAGCAGCGAGACAACAUGCACAAAUGUCAGAAGAGGCAGAAGUGGAUGUGAGACACGGAGACACCCAGAGAGACAAAGAGCGAGAGAGGGCAAGAGACUUGACUUUAAGAGACAAGAGCGCUGACAACUCCAUGCAGUUCGGGACCAGAAGCACAAGCACUGAGCCUGGCUUCAUGGGGACAUGGCAGAACAGUGACAGUAACCUGCUCUUCAGAAUGUCCCAACAGGCCAUUCGCUGCACACUGGUUAACUGCACUUGUGAAUGUUUCCAGCCAGGGAAAAUCAACCUGCGCACUUGUGACCAGUGCAAACAUGGCUGGGUGGCUCAUGCCCUGGACAAACUCAGUACCCAACACCUCUACCACCCAACGCAGGUGGAGAUUGUGCAGUCCAAUGUGGUGUUCGACAUCAGUAGCCUGAUGCUUUAUGGUACGCAGGCAGUGCCGGUGCGCCUCAAGAUUCUCUUGGACCGUCUCUUCAGUGUUCUCAAACAGGAGGAGGUGCUGCACAUACUGCAUGGCCUGGGCUGGACACUACGUGACUACGUCAGGGGAUACAUCCUACAGGAUGCUGCAGGCAAGGUGCUGGACCGCUGGGCCAUCAUGUCUCGGGAAGAAGAAAUCAUUACCCUCCAGCAGUUCCUGAGGUUCGGCGAAACCAAAUCUAUCGUGGAGCUUAUGGCAAUUCAGGAGAAAGAAGGCCAGGCGGUGAUAGUGCCCUCCUCAAAAGCCGACUCUGACAUCAGGACUUUCAUUGAAAGCAACAACCGCACCCGAAGCCCCAGCUUGUUGUCCCACUUGGAAAACAGCAACCCCUCCAGCAUUCACCAUUUUGAAAACAUCCCAAACAGUCUGGCUUUCCUCCUCCCUUUCCAGUAUAUCAACCCUGUUUCUGCCCCGUUGCUUGGGCUGCCCCCCAAUGGCCUGAUGCUUGAGCAGCCAGGGCUCAGACUGCGGGAACCCAACUUGCCAGCCCAAAGUGAAGCCAAUGAAAGCAGUGAAUCAGAAGUGUCAGUGUCCCCCUUUCGAAGUGGCCAAAGCCCCAACCGCAGUGCUCUGAGUAAUGUAAGUAAUGUGAUGGAGCCCAAGUCGGAGCCCAAUAAUAUCUCCUCCAUGUCACCGACAUCGCCGCCGCCCCAGCAAUCAAGUAACAGUCUUAACGACCACCAUCUGGUGAAAACAGAGCAGUCAAAAAGCAUUUCUUCAUCUUUUUCCUCCAAAAUCCACCGCAUGCGUCGAAUGGGCUCCACGUCUCGUAAAGGGAGAGUGUGCUGCAACGCCUGUGGGAAAACCUUCUAUGAUAAAGGUACACUGAAGAUCCACUACAAUGCGGUCCACCUAAAGAUCAAACACCGAUGCACCAUUGAGGGCUGCAAUAUGGUCUUCAGCUCUUUGCGUAGUCGCAACCGCCAUAGCGCCAACCCCAAUCCACGCUUACAUAUGCCAAUGUUGAGGAAUAACCGGGACAAGGACCUUAUCCGUGCCAGUUCUGGGUCCAGCACCCCAGUCAUUUCUAGUACCAAGAGCAGCUUGACCCUUACCAGUCCUGGUCGGCCCCCAAUGGGUUUUACCACCCCUCCACUAGACCCGGUCCUUCAGUCUCCCCUGCAGAGCCCUAUAGUCUUCUCUUCUUUGAAAACGGUUCAGCCUGUCCCUCCAUUUUACAGAAGCCUUUUGUCACCAGGAGAGAUGGUCAGCCCUCCUGUGUCCUUGCCAACUAGUCCUGUAAUGCCCAGCUCGACCACUUCCACUGCAAGUAAUGUGCUGUUAGAUCAGCAACCACAAGUCCCAAGUUCAACUCACCCAAUUCUCCUCUCCGAAGCCACAUCUACAGCCCAUAGUCUGGUGCUCCAAAACAAUUAUGACACAUCCAUCAUUGACCCCACACCCAAGAAAAAACCCAGAAAAUCUAGUAUGCCAGUUAAGAUUGAAAAGGAAAUUAUUAAUGUGGCAGAAGACUUUGACGAAGAAGAUGAUGAGGGGAUGGAAAAUGAAGGCAUGAUCAAUAACAACUCAGACUGUCCCCAUCUUCUGCACAAUCAUCACAACCAUCACCACCCUCACUCAAUUAACAACAAUCAUUGCCAACAUUCCUCUCAGGAUGAAAUGAGUCCCAGCCAGGCUUUGAAAAGCAUGCUUCGUCAGGAUCAGGAUGACAGGCGGAGCACUGGAGGGGGUUCCGAAAUGCCUUGCAUGGGGAGCUUCACUUCAGAGGAGCAGGACCACGAUAAGGACUUUGAGAAUGAUUCAGAAGCCUCAGAGACCAAAAUGUGCUGUGGAGAUCCUGAUUCCAUGGAGUCAGAAGACUUGCAGCGCCAUCACCAUCACCACCAUCACCACCACCAUCACAGUCAGCAGUUGAGUGGUAAAGACAGAAUGGAGAGGGAGCAACUAGAGCAAGAGGAGGAGGACAACCAUUUGAGGGAAAAACUAGAGGAUAAGCAUGAGUCCUUGCCCUCGCCACAUCAGCCAGUCAUCAAGAUUAAAGAAGAGCUCACCGACCCUACUUAUGACAUGUUUUACAUGAGCCAGUAUGGCCUUUACAAUGGAGGAGCUGUUGCAGCCGCAGCUAGCAUGGCUGCUUUACAUGAGUCCUUUGUCUCGUCCAUGGGCUUUGGUGGCAGUACACAAAAAUAUUCCUCCCCUGAAGGUGACCUCUGUUCCAGUCCCGACCCCAAGAUCUGCUACGUGUGCAAGAAGAGUUUCAAAAGCUCGUACAGCGUUAAACUCCACUACAAAAAUGUGCACCUGAAGGAGAUGCACGUCUGCACGGUGGCAGGCUGCAAUGCUGCUUUUCCAUCGAGAAGAAGUCGGGACAGGCACAGCGCUAAUAUCAACCUUCACCGCAAGUUGUUGACCAAAGAAUUGGAUGAGAUGGGUCUUGAAACUCACCACACUCCUCUUCCCCGAGAACUACGUGAUGAGUUCCUGGCCAAAAUAUACGGCGGACAUCCAUUAGGGUUCGAUGGUAGCUUAGGGCGAGAUGAAUCCAAUUCACCGGCUAUCCCAGAGUACUUGCAGACCAAUGGCUACUACAGGGGACCUCCCGAAGACUGCAUGGUUUUGGACCUCAGUACAACCUCCAGCAUCCAGUCUAGCAGUAGUAUCCAUUCAUCCCGAGAAUCUGAUGAAGGCAGUGAUGAAGGAAUCCUGCUUGAUGACACUGACGGGGCUAGCGACUGCGAGGAUUUCUCCUAUAAAUCUGACGGGCUGACCCAGAUGGGUGUGUCAGGAAUGGUCGGUCAGGAUGGCCUUCUUGAAGCAUCUUCCACUAUGCUACAUUCUGGCUCUGUUGGCAGCGGUGGAAUCAUGUGCAACAUCUGCCACAAAAUGUACAGCAACAAGGGGACCCUGCGAGUGCAUUACAAAACCGUUCACCUGCGCGAGAUGCACAAGUGCAAAGUGCCCGGCUGUAAUAUGAUGUUCUCAUCGGUGCGCAGCCGUAAUCGGCACAGCCAGAACCCUAACCUUCACAAACAUGUUCCUUUUACCUCUGUUGUAGAGUAGCCAAUGCAUAUCUUAUAACCCUGGCCCAUCACUCCUGAAACCCAGACCACAAACUCAAUGUGAUGCCAACUUGUGUAAGGCUGAUUGACUUCUUCCGAAUUUGGCAUUUUUUAUAAUGAUUAAUUGAAAACAUAACAGAAAAAUGAAAGAGACAAAAGUGCUAUUGCAUCAUUAUUUUCUUAUUUUUUAUUUUAUUUUUUUUGUUUUGUUUUGUUUGUUUUUGCUUUUUUUUUUUUUUUUUUUUUUUUUUGACUUCUUUCGGACAAGUGGGAUGUGACUCUCUGAGCACCCAAUGCCCAACAGACUCGACCAUUUCCACCCAGGAUGCUCUCUUGCUGUUACUCAUCUCCAAAGAAACUCUUUGAGAUACUAUUUGUGACUGUUGCCUGCAGAAAUAAUAAACUAAAAAAUUACCUUCUUGAUGUCUUUGUGUACUAAUAACUUUGAAAAGAACCUUUAUCAAAGCAUGACAGCUUCAUUUGUAAAUACGAUGCCCGUCGAGGCUUAUGAUGUAAAACAAUUGUAUUGAUGGUGGUUAGCUUUCUCUUUUAUUUUACGGUACUUCCAGCUGUUAGGUAGAUAGAUAAGGAAGAGGUAGCUCGCUGGCUAGUUCGGUUCAUUUAUGUUUGCGUUAAUACGCAUUAUAAACUGAAACACAAGUCUUGUUUUAAGUACCUGCUAGAUAUACUGUAGCAAUGCGAGGGGGCACCGGCAUGCGUAGGGCGCCCAGUCAGAUAGUUUGGUUUGUUUGUUUUGUUUCUUUAGUUUUACCUUUUUUUUUGUCUCAUAUUACUACAUACACCCAGUCAUGCACUUUUAAAAACACUUCGUUAGGGAAUGUGUAAUAUUCCGUAUGUUAUUCACACUACCGUAACCCAGCAAAACAUUGGAGAUUUUUUUUGUUAUUUUUGUUUGAUCAGCGUAGUGUUCUCAUUGGCCUAUGGCUUUGAUGCCAUGGAAUCUUUAAGUAUUAUACAAACUUAUGAGUAUUAACGAACAGGAAAAAAGCCUGUAGCUAUAAUGGGAUGGUGGAUUCGCACAUGAAAUGAAAUGUUUGCUUUCAUAAGCAUCUAUAAAUAUGAUUAUGUUCAAAGCAUUCUAUGGUGUUUUGUUUAAAAAAAAAAAACCUCUUCACACAAAAGAUGAAAUACUCGACUUUUGUACUUUCCGAGAAAUGCUGUUAUGUGUAGCUAUGAUUCAGAAAAAUUCCGUUUCUUGAACUUUAAAUUUUAAUGUUGUAUUAUCCCAGAGUCCGAUCAUUUCAAUGUAUUUUCAAACUCUACAGUGAAAAGCAGUAUUUAAACAAGUAUUGCAUGAGAGUGUUGGUAAAAUCAACAACGAUUAACUACCUAAAUGUGUUAUGCUCAAAAAACGAAUCUUGAGAGCCAGAUGGAACACUGCAUCGUAUCGGUGUGGGCCAUCGAAAGUCUUAAAACAGCACUUUUUUGUGACAGAGUCUUAAUUCUUAGUCAUUCAUGAAAUUCUCAUCUAAGAUGUGGCAACUGUGAAGCAAGAUGUAUUAAAUAAAUAAUAUUAAUUGUAGUGAAAUAGUAAUGAAUCGAGGAACAUUCCAGAUAUUAAAGGAAGAAGCCACAGUGUUACCGUCAUCCUGUCAGAUAUUGCGCCGUUUUUGCAUGAGGUUCAGUAUUCGUGGCUCCCUUGUCCUUGUUCAUUUUUGUUUCUGUCAUUUGAUGGACAGCUGAAGUUAUUAAUAUGUGUGAACUCUAAGCAAUGUAUUUCUUGAAUAGAACUGAAAACUUUUUUGCUAUGAAAUGUCAUUUUUGUUUUCAGCAGAGCCCAAUAGGCAACAAGAGUAAGCUAAUGGCCUCUGCUUAUGAUGUAACCAUGUGCAAGUGCCAACUUUCUUUCUGUGAGAUGCCUUGAUCAUGAGUUAUGAAAUGGCACAGUAUGCCGUGAUGCCACCGUAGCUAGCAAACUGUACACAAAUGUCGAAAUGAAUAGCAUAGUAGCCUGUCAAGGAGGAUAAAUGGAAGUAAGUUGAGGUGGAAGGUAAUCAGUGAUAAGCUGUGCACAAAAGAGAGAGGACUCAGAAAUGAGGCACCCAAUACUUUAAGAUGAACAAAGGAAGUUGUUAAUACAAAAUAGAAGGAAUUGUGAGUAAUUAGAGGAAGUGCUGUGUUCUCAAAACGCAAUAGAAAAUUGUGGGGGUAGUGUAAUAUCUACAUUUAAAUAUUGCUAAGACUUCGUUGAUACAGGAUAAUCUCACCCAGAUCGAAAGUCAUUUGCACACGGGAAAAGUCAAAAGCAUUGCACAAUAUUUUGUGAGUACAAAAACAAUCCUGUGAAAAUGUUUUGUCAAAACACAAGGAUAAAACAUUCUGAACAUGAGAUUGUAAGUCAUGAUAAAUAAUUGGUGUUCUCAAGACAGAAAUUCAAGAGAGUGAUCCGGUCAGUUGUGGCCGUGAGACCACACUAGUAAGUCGUGCUUAUGAGAUCCUGUAGUAACUUUGAUUUUUUUUUUCUCCCAUUUCCCCUCCCUUCCUCUAAUCCCAGGUGUUUAUUUAAUUCUGACAGCUUACUGUUUGGGUCACGUGACCUGAAUCAUUUGUCUUAAGGCUACAGGCCGGUAAGUGUUAAAUCUCAUGAUAAAUCAUUUCAUCUGUGAUGUCCUCUUACAGACUCUGUGCUUCUCUUCCUGAGUUAGUUUAAAAAUAAAUACUUUCUGCUUUGUUUGUUUUGUUUUCCAUUUAUGGUUUUGGAAAGCA